Molecule: messenger RNA, 162 nt
Organism: Cylas formicarius (sweet potato weevil)
Lineage: Eukaryota; Metazoa; Arthropoda; Insecta; Coleoptera; Brentidae
Source: the annotation of a RefSeq genome assembly
AUACCACAGAUAGCUCCUUUAAGUUGAUCAUUUUUAUAUAUUUAUACAAUUGGAAUUUUUAUUAUUAUUAUUAUUUUAACUUAUUAUAUUUAUUUACCUAAAAUUAAUAAUAAAAUUUAUUUUAAAAAUUUAAAUUUACCUAAAAUUUAUUGAAAAUGAUAA